AUGGCUCAGGAGAUCGCGCCUUCUUUCUCAUUCACAACUCUGCAGCAACAGCAGCAGCACCUUGCGUUCCUGCGAGCUGACGAAGCCGCGCUUCAACAGAAGGCGACGCAUGAAGUUGAGCAGUACGACAGACAUGUGGCGCUCCUGAAGAACUUCUUCCUCCACUUUGUGGACGAGUUUGCCUCGCAAGGAAAGAACAGGGAUAACGUCAACUCCACGCACGGCGACUACAAAUACCGAAACCUGCUCCAAGCUGUUCACGAUGAGCGCCGCGACGACCUGCCCGUCUAUUUGGACGACGUUCGCGAGUUUUUCACGACGCAGCAGCCGGAGGACGCCGCGCUUGGCGAAGGCGACGAGUUCAGUGGCAAGGACAAGAAUCCGAGUUUGACGGUGUACGAGGCGCUGCUCACUAACACGAAUCGCUACAUCGAGCUCCUCUACCAAGCCGCAGACGCCGUUCUCACGCAGGAGCCCGACCUGUUUGAGACUGAACAGGUCGAGGAAGAAGACGGCGAAGAGGAGGCGCACUUCCUCAAGGGCGACAGCGAAGCCUGGACGAACCAACUCAAAAACCGCAUGCGCAAGAGGGACCCCUGGAGAAAAAUCAGGGAACGUGACAUGGCGGCGCGGAAAGUUCCAGCCUUCCUCCGAUGCGGCUUCCGCAUCUGUGUGUACCCGCCUGCGCGCGAAGGCUGUCGGCUCUUCCGCAGCGUUGACGCGAGCAGCAUGGGAAAGUACUCCUUCUUCACCUGUGAAGUUCUGCGCGUCCAGCAAGUCAAGCCGAAGCUCCUCGUCGCGGCGUACGAGUGCGAAGAGUGCCACGAGAAAGUCUUCCAACCCGUUGAGGCGAGCGCCUUCAUGCCGCUGGUGACUUGUCCGCUGUGCAAAAACAGCCGCAACCGCGAGUGCACGUUGCAUCUCCACCCGAAGCUUAGUUUUUUUCUGCCUUUCCAAGAAGUGAAGGUGCAGGAGCCGACCUCGCAGAUCCCCGAGGCUGACGUCCCGCGCACGCUCAACUGUCACCUCAUCGGGCACGCCGUGACCAACAUCCUCCAACCUGGCAUGACGGUCACGCUGGGCGGUAUUUUGAAGCCGGUGCGCAAGAUGGGAUUCGCGGCGCUGCGGUCGGGGCUGAUUCAAGAGAAGGUGUUUGAGGUCGCCUUUAUUCAGCAGCAGAAGCAGCAGACGCACCUCGACCGACGCGAGAGUGCGUAUGUCAGCGCGCAGGUUGAGAAGCUGCGGCAGACGACCGGUUUGUACGAUUUACUCGCGCGCAGCAUCGCUCCGGGGGUCUACGGCAUGGAGGACGUGAAGAAGGCGCUGCUGCUGCAGCUGAUUGGCGGCAAGACCGUCGUGAAGGAGGACGGCGGCAUGAUUCGCGGCGACAUCCACGUGCUGCUCAUGGGCGACCCCGGUGUGGCGAAGAGUCAGCUCAUGAAGCAAAUCUGCACCAUUGCGCCGCGCUCCAUCUACACGACUGGGAAAGGCAGCAGCAGCAGCGGCCUGACCGCCGCCGUCAUCAAGGACCCCGCCACCAUGGAAACCACCCUCGAGGGCGGCGCCCUCGUCCUUGCCGACAGAGGCAUCUGCUGCAUUGAUGAAUUUGACAAGAUGGACGAUUUCGACCGGUCGGCGAUUUACGAGGUCAUGGAGCAGCAGUCGGUCUCCAUCGCCAAGGCUGGGCACUGCAGCUGCCUGCCGGCGCGCACCGCUGUGCUCGCGGCGGCGAAUCCGAAGGAUGGAAGAUACGACGUGAGAAAGCCCAUGAUGGUGAACAUGAACCUUCCAGCUGCGCUGCUCUCUCGGUUUGAUCUGCAGUUUUUGCUGCUGGAUCAGGCCGACCGCGAGCGCGACACGCUCAUGGCUGCACAUAUUUUGGGCAUAUACCGAUCUUGCCAGUCUGGCGAGGCGGCCAGCAAGGAGCGCGAGGAGAAGGCGAAGACGCCGGCUAAGAGCAAGAAGAAGGGCAAGAGAAGCGACGGUGCCGAGUCCGCGAACUCGCUGGUCGAGAAGAAAGUUCUCCGCGCCUUCAUCGAGGAAGCGAAAAAGUGCAAGCCUGUGCUCGAAGAGUCGCUGAUUCCGCAGAUCGCGGACUGGUACGCGAACACGCGGUACGACGAGCAGCAGCAGGAAAGGCUUUCAGGCAUUCUGCCGUCCUACACAACCCCCCGCGCACUCCUUGGCAUCUUGCGGCUCGCUCAGGCGCUCGCGUGCCUGCGGUUUAGCGAGUGGGUCGAGGCGCCGGACUUUGAAGAGGCGCUGCGGCUGAUGGAGGCUUCAAAGGAGAGUGUGCGCAUCGCCGAAGAAGGACGGCGAAGAAAGAAGCAAGAUCGCGCUUCUCUCGCCUUCGAACUCCUCAAGAACCUGAGGACGCGCACGCAGCAGAAGAAGGGAGCGAAGUGGGAUGGCUGGAUGAAGCUCUCGGCGCUCCAGCAGCAAGCCACCGCGGCGGGCCUGGCGAAUGAGCAGCUCGAGUCUGCGCUGCGCCAGUACGAGGAGUUGACACUCAUCACCUUCGAUCGCACCAAGACCAAGGUGGCCUUCGUGGAGGAGGCGGGAAGCGAGAACUCGGAUGAAGACGACGACGAGAUGAUGGCGUGA
Molecule: messenger RNA, 2604 nt
Organism: Besnoitia besnoiti
Lineage: Eukaryota; Apicomplexa; Conoidasida; Eucoccidiorida; Sarcocystidae
Product: putative DNA replication licensing factor Mcm7
Exons: 13
Coding region: 1-2604 (867 amino acids)
Biological process (GO): double-strand break repair via break-induced replication; DNA replication initiation; DNA replication
Cellular component (GO): MCM complex; nucleus
Molecular function (GO): single-stranded DNA binding; single-stranded DNA helicase activity; ATP hydrolysis activity
Source: RefSeq, a predicted model, not a curated record